UGAUAGCUACGUCAUUUUCGAGAAGUGUCUUUCCCGACACGUCGUGGGCAUGACGUCACAGCUCAUCCCGAGCUCAGCACCGCGUGAAGUUUGCGCCGCAUACGCUGCGUCAGAGAAGAACAGCUGAUACAUGCACGGACGUUUCUCAGCAAGACCACCGACGAGAGACAACGGACCACCGUCUCCGAGACUCCCUGACAUUAAGAUUCGAGACUAUCAUUCCACUGACAACUAGUAACUGAUCAAACAUGGGCAAAGAAUUCAGAGGUACAAUUGCAGAUGAACCUGACUUUGAUGCAGGCAGUGAUGCAGAGGCCCUGUAUAAUGCCAUGAAAGGCUUUGGAAGUGACAAGGAGGCCAUCUUAGACCUGAUUACCUCACGAAGCAAUGCUCAGAGGCAGGAGAUCCGUGCCGCCUACAAAUCACAGUAUGGGAAGGAUUUAAUCGACGAUCUGAAAUACGAGCUUACAGGCAAGUUUGAACGUCUGAUUGUGGGUUUGAUGAGACCUCCAGCCUAUCAUGAUGCCAAAGAAAUCAAGGAUGCCAUUAAGGGAGCGGGAACAGAUGAGAAAUGUUUGAUUGAAAUUCUCGCUUCAAGAACCAAUGAGCAGAUUCAUAAUUUGGUGGCAGCAUACAAAGAUGCAUAUGGGAGAGACCUUGAAGAGGAUGUUAUAGGGGACACAUCUGGGCAUUUUAAGAAGAUGCUGGUUGUUUUGCUUCAGGGGACCAGAGAGGAAGAUGAUGUUGUUAGUGAAGACCUUGUGGAGGAAGAUGCUCAAGACCUGUAUGACGCAGGAGAGGCACAGUGGGGCACAGACGAGGCCAAAUUCAUCAUGCUGCUGGGAAACCGGAGUGUGACCCAUUUGCAGUUGGUAUUUGAUGAAUACCAGAAAAUUGCUGAGAAGUCUAUUGAGGACAGUAUUAAGAGCGAGCUCUCCGGGGACUUUGAAAGACUGAUGUUGGCUGUCGUUCAGUGCAUCAGGAGUAGGCCCAUGUUCUUCGCCAAACGCCUUUACAAAUCCAUGAAGGGACUGGGCACGGCUGAUAACACUCUGAUCCGCAUCAUGGUCUGCCGCUCUGAGAUUGAUAUGCUGGACAUCAGAGAGUGCUUCAGACUGCGCUAUGAGAAAUCUCUGUACAGCAUGAUUCAGGAUGACACUUCCGGAGAUUACAAGCGCACCCUGUUGAAACUGUGUGGAGGAGAUGAUGACUUUUGUUUCUCAGUAUUGCAGGAGUUCUUCCCAGAGGCUGCACAGAUUGCCUACAAGAUGUGGGAAAUCAGCGCCAUGACCAGAGUUCAGUUAAGAGGAACUGUGCGACCGUAUCAAAAUUUCGACCCUGCGAGUGAUGCUCAAGCCCUGAGAAAAGCAAUGAAGGGAUUUGGAACUGAUGAAGAUACAAUUAUUGACAUUGUGGCACAAAGAAGCAAUGCACAGAGACAGGAGAUCAGACAGACUUUUAAAUCUCUUUUGGGACGGGAUCUCAUGGCUGACUUAAAAUCAGAACUGUCCAAAAACCUCCAAAGACUCAUCCUCGGUCUCAUGAUGACUCCAGCAGAGUUUGACGCUAAGAUGAUGAAGAAAGCCAUGGAGGGCGCAGGGACUGAUGAACAUGCAUUGAUUGAAAUCUUGGCCACUAGGAGCAACCAAGAGAUUCAGGAUUUGUGUUCUGCCUAUCAGAAUGGCUAUAAAAAAAGUUUGGAGGACGCCAUCGCAUCAGAUACGUCUGGGCAUUUCAAACGGAUCUUGAUAUCUUUGGCACAGGGAGCCCGUGAGGAGGACCCAGCGGACAUGGCCAGGGCCUUGGAAGAUGCCCAAGAACUGGCAGAUGCAUGCAAUGCAGAUUCUGGUGACAUGGAAGACAAGUUCAUGAGUAUUCUGUGCACAAGGAGUUUUCCGCACCUGAGGAGAGUGUUCCAGGAAUUUGUGAGGUGCAGCAACAGAGAUAUUGAACAGAUUAUAAAGAAGGAGAUGUCAGGAGACGUAAAAAAUGCCAUGUUUGCUAUUGUGCGGAGUGUGAAGAAUCAGCCAUCUUACUUUGCUGACCGAUUGUACAAAGCCAUGAAGGGCCUGGGAACAGACGACAGGGCUCUCAUCCGUAUCAUGGUGUCCCGAUCCGAGAUUGACCUCUUCAACAUCCGCAAAGAAUUCAAGGAGACUCAUGACGCUUCUCUGCAUGAAUUCAUCCAGGUAGAGACGCUCGUUGGUGACACAUCAGGAGACUAUCGUAAAACCCUUUUGAUUCUCUGUGGAGGUGAGGACUAGAACAUUGCCCGUCGUCUGGGAUGUGUCACACAGCAUAUUCAUGCCAAGUAACCAGUACACUGUGUUCCCAUUCGUUGUUUGAGAGAUGCUAUCCAACUUCCAGUCUUUAUGCCCUUUGCUGCUGCUGCCAUGCCUAUGCCAAAGCUAAUGACCUUCGCAGAAGCCACACCUUGUCCCAUUUUCUGAAAUCGUAAAUAUUUUUUUUUUUACAGUUAAAAGCACUUUUAAGUUGUUACCGUUCUACUAGUGCUUUAUUUGUUACCCAACAUCCUGUUUAAAUUGAUCACCCUAGAAAUAAAAGUGACACGUGAUCGUGUUUGAGUUUGUGUUAGAUGGACACCGAUCUUGUGUUUUAAUACCAAAUGUUGAUUUAAAUCUAGUACAGAAUGUGGUGAUGUGCUUCUGAACAAAAUACCAAAAUUGUUGAUCAUACGGAAGUAAACAAUACAAAAAAAGAUCUGUGCUGUCAUUCUCCAUCGAUUUAGAAAAAGGUAAAAGUAGCAACAUUUCAGCUUUUAUUUGAUGUUUUUUUGGAUCUUGCACCCAGCCAAGAUGCUUUGGAUGUGCGUACGUGCAAUUUUUUUCAUACAACAGUAAGUUGCUUCAAGCCUGGUCACAUUCAUGAGCUUUCAUGGGCAUUUCAACAUGAAUCCACACAGAUAAUGCCACAGGUUUAAGUUGGUCACACAGAUUACUGAUAUCUGACUAUAUUUUUGGUCCUGAAUUCCCUACUAACAUGCUGAUGAGUUGAAUCAGGUGUGUUUUAUUAGGAAAAGUUAGAAAAUGUGUAGUGUUGGUGUGCCUCCGGGAACAGGGUUGGGAAACACUGCAAUAGACAAUGAAUUGCAAUUAUUGAAAUUAUGCACAAUUAUGCAAUUAAUAUUAUGACAUACUGUAGGCUGAACAGGAAAACUGCCAAAUUUGUUUUUUAAAACUCACUCACUCCAUGAAUGAUGAUUAUAGCGAAAAUACAUUGUUUUAAAAAUUGUUCUGAAUUUAAAAGAAUAUACUUCAAACCACAACUAUUAUGAUAAUAGCACAGAAGGAAAGAUAUUGCUAGAUAUUACUCACUUUCAGAAUAUUUUUUUUUCAGCUGAUGAUUGCAAAAACCAAUCAGUCUUGCUUUCUAGCAUUUUAAGCAGCAGGGGACAAAACUGCAGCACAUUAUUAUAAUAAACUGAACAUUGUUGACACCAGUGUAGUUAUUAUUUCAAUUAUUAAUGAUGUUUUUAUGAUCUAAACAGCCGAUAAUUCACUAUUAUUCAUUAAUAGAUGUUUAUGCACACUUAGGGAAAAAUCAUUAUUUUUAUGUAGAGUGGGUCAUAUAUUUAUUUUUAUUCUAUGUAGAUUUUUAUUACCGGUGACAAAGUAAUUUCCUGUUGACAACAAAAGAUACGGGACAAACUUUUGCUCAUUUUUAAAAGUUAAGAAUAUUUAUUUAACUCUUCUACCUUAAAAGUCCAGGAUUUUUUUCAGCAGAGGCUAUUUCUUGCGUCCUUAUUUUAUUCAGUGGUCUGAAUAGCUGAUUCACGGAGAUCAGUCAUUAACUUUAUUUACAUUACAAAUGCACCACAUAAGGAAACUCCCUCCUGUUGUAAUCUAUGCAACUCUGUUCUGAAUAGGAAAUAAACUGGUUAUAAACUGCA
This is a messenger RNA of Puntigrus tetrazona (Sumatra barb), 3910 nucleotides long. RefSeq names its product annexin A6 (gene anxa6). Gene Ontology annotation, biological process: growth plate cartilage chondrocyte differentiation; plasma membrane repair; mitochondrial calcium ion homeostasis. The transcript is spliced from 25 exons. The coding region runs from base 249 to 2264 and encodes 671 amino acids. Gene Ontology annotation, cellular component: focal adhesion; cytoplasm. The record is from RefSeq and is a predicted model, not a curated record. Gene Ontology annotation, molecular function: ligand-gated monoatomic ion channel activity; calcium channel activity; cholesterol binding. Lineage: Eukaryota; Metazoa; Chordata; Actinopteri; Cypriniformes; Cyprinidae.